AACCAUGCGUCAAUCCGUUGCUCCGAGUCGCAUUUCACAUGCUGCAUCCCUAGCAUCGCAGGCCAAUAAUGCCUCAGUAACGGCACGCUUGCAGGAGAAAAAGAAAGAAUUUGAGGCCGUUGCUGCCCUUGAACGUGCUAGCGCUCUUUUCCUCAAACGCAUCGAAGGUCUUGCAGAUGAUUGCGAAGUUAUGGCUGACGCUGGUCAAGUACAUGGUCAGGUGCUCGAACAGUGGCCUCUCAUGUUCCAAAGUUUGAGUUUGUUCUUGAACACCCGGGAACAGCACUUGGAAGUCCCCAGUGACGGCGCCGUAACACUCACCGGAGAACGGCUUGUUCGCGUUCCGCUCGACGAGCUCCAAGCUGAUGCGUCGAAGCAACCUUGACUGCAUAGUACUGCGUCUACUUCGACAUACAUAUUCUUGAUGCCAUGUCGCAUCUCUGUCCCGCCCUUUCCCAGGAAACACCGGGCAUUGCUUAUCUACAUCAGCGACGACUACAAUGCAGUCGAUAACGACUCUUCCAUUCUGCCAAUGGACUCCGCACUUCACUUGCUAUAAGAUGAAACCUUGUGCACGUGUCAGCAAGGGUGGGUACAAUACAGUUUCGACUAUAGUAUCAGCGUAUCGAACCUUUAUGGCCACCUUGAACCUGCAAAGCGGAUCACUGAUUACAGAACAGACAUACAUUAUUCUUUGUACAAGUACUUGUAGCACCACUAGCAAUUCAAAGUAUGCAGCGUUUGGCCUUGCACAAGAGUGUUCGUGUAUCAUACGUGUCAAAAUGAAUGUUUGCGGCAGUAGCA
Molecule: messenger RNA, 804 nt
Organism: Suillus bovinus
Lineage: Eukaryota; Fungi; Basidiomycota; Agaricomycetes; Boletales; Suillaceae
Exons: 3
Coding region: 5-385 (126 amino acids)
Biological process (GO): mitotic cell cycle; attachment of spindle microtubules to kinetochore
Cellular component (GO): DASH complex; mitotic spindle midzone; mitotic spindle pole body
Source: RefSeq, a predicted model, not a curated record